AUGGCAAGACGAUCGAGCAAAAGCUCGGCCGCUCGGCCAGCGACUCGAACAGCGAGCUCAAUACGCAUCGUGAUGCCUACCCCGAGCCAAGCACCUGCGAAUCCCCCGCCUUCUGAUGCCGUUACCGAAGAGGAUGUGAACAAACUCAGCCUCGCCGACCUUACCAUCGACGUCCCUCUCAUACCUUUCAAUAAGCCGAAGCGCCGGGUGCCUGCAUCACCAUUCCACUUUCUCUCUCUUCCCGCCGAAGUGCGCAUACAGAUCUACACAUAUUUCUUCGACGACAUUCCAACUCUUCUGGAUCUCAACCCUAACAAUUACAAACUCAUACACAAGAAGCUAGGCCUCAUGCGAGUGUGCAGACAAGUUCAUGAUGAGGCGACCUUCGCUUUCUACAGCACACGAACAUUUCGGUUAUUUCCCACGUACCCUGGCAAGUACUUCAAAACCAAGAAGCCCUUGUUGGCGCGAUUGAAGCAGCAACAACGUCGAUACGUUACGUCUCUAGAAUUGCGCCUUGGACCAGGAUGGAAUGCGCCGCCUCGAGGAUGGGUUGUGAAUCCGGCGCUUGGACUUGCUGACUGUGUUGAGGUCGAGCGCUUGAACGUCUUUGUCGAAUGCGACCCCAGUGAUAAUAUCUUUCAAGGUUGGCGCCGCUCAGAUGGGUUUUACGAGGGGUUCAGCCGGAACCUGCUUAACGAUGUGUUGGAAGCACUACCUUCUGUCCACACCAUUCAGUUCGACGGCUGGACCAGCGUGAAGAAGUCCGGGGAUAUGAUGCAAGGACUUAUGAAGAUCGUGGAAGAGGCUGGUCUUAGCAUCGAAUGGGGUCCUAAAAGAGGAUGGACAGAUGCAUCAGACGGCGAAGAAGACCAAGCCCAGGGGGAGAAGCCUUACCCCGAGGGGCUCCCUUAUCCCGGAUAUGAAGAGGAUUCGCCACCAUGGGCCUAA
This is a messenger RNA of Fusarium sp. VM40, 951 nucleotides long. Lineage: Eukaryota; Fungi; Ascomycota; Sordariomycetes; Hypocreales; Nectriaceae. The record is from the annotation of a GenBank genome assembly.